Molecule: messenger RNA, 3633 nt
Organism: Oreochromis niloticus (Nile tilapia)
Lineage: Eukaryota; Metazoa; Chordata; Actinopteri; Cichliformes; Cichlidae
Exons: 3
Coding region: 9-629 (206 amino acids)
Biological process (GO): regulation of cytokine production; T cell receptor signaling pathway
Cellular component (GO): external side of plasma membrane
Molecular function (GO): signaling receptor binding
Source: RefSeq, a predicted model, not a curated record
CAGAGAACAUGGAAAUGUUUGCUAUAACUGCGCCACUCUGCUCCACGCUGAUGUUUGUCGUGUACGUCUCUGCAGACCAGAAAAACAUCACAGCUGGACAGGACGUCAAUCUGACAUGUCGAGCUCAGAACAACAACAUCCACAUUGUACAGUGGAGCAGAGCUGAUCUGAAGCCAGAAUUUGUUCUUGUUUACCGGAAUGGAACGUUUCUUACAGCCAACCAGCAUCCAUCUUUUAAGAACCGGGUGGAUCUGCAGGACAGACAGAUGAAGGAUGGAGACGUGUCUUUGAUUCUGAAGAAUGUGACGAUUAAUGACACUGGAACAUACGAGUGUCGUUUUGCUAAGAAAGAACCAAACCAAACAACAGUCAAUUUGAUUCUCACCAGCAUCAUCAACCUGAAGGUUUUUGUUCCUCCAGGUCCAACAGGUGGACCAAAGAAGGAUGAAGACAACAGAGAUGAAGGAAAGGACGACAGAGGGAAGGAGGAUGGAUCUGUUGGACUGAUAGUUGGUCUGUCAGUUCCUGCUGUGCUUCCUUUUGCUUUUGUUAUCUUUUUGAUUUACAGAUGUAGGAGACAGCAGAGUGAGGAAACAAACCAGCCUCCUGUUGACCUGCAGCAGGUUUAAAUGUCUCAGAGCUUUUUCCAGCUUUGAGUCUGCUGCUGCUGUUCAGAGUUCUGGGUGUUGUCAGUGUUUAAAAUCCUGCAGAAACAGAUGAACUGAGCACAGCCAGCAGGCCCACAGUACUGUAUGUUUAUUUCAUUUUUCUCCUUAAUGGCUGCUUCUGUUUCUGCUGACAGCUCAUCUCAGUGGAAGAGUUUCAUCUUUAAAACAAGUCUUUACAUUUCAGCUCUGUAGUUAACUGGAACAUCCAGAGGGCUGUGACUACAAAUCAUCUUCAACACAGUCAGGCUUUCUUUGUGUUAGCUGGCUCAACUAAACCUGAAACUGCAGUCAGAGACAGCAGGUAUCACCAUGGUGGUUAUUAACUUUCUCUGCUUCAGGCUCUGAGCACGCUCUGAUGAAAAGGAGCGUUUCAUGUAUCAUGUGACUUUUCUUCUAAACAAAAUGAUCCCAGUGAGCGCCACCCAGUCCAAUCAGAGACGUUAUUCAUUGAUAACUUUACUAAUGUCUCCACUAAAUUAAUACAGGUACAUUCCUGUAACAACGAGAUGUGCAGUUUAGGUUCAUUCAGUGGUUUCAGUACGUUACAGUUUAACAAGCUGCACAUAUGAGACAUUUUCCCCCAGCAGAGGAUCUACAUCACAGUGAAAACAUGGCUCUAACAGCUUAUUUAAAAACAAAACUCUGAACAUGAUCUGCUCCUGUCCAGGUGAUUUUUCACCAUCAGUUACCAUGGUGAUUUAGCCUCUUUCUGACACAGAAAGCUCUGACUUUGAGUUUGACACAGCUCACUGAGACAUUAGUCUGGUUUGUAGUGCACGCCUCUGAGGUUCAGAUUUUCAAAGUUAUAAAAUCUCAAAGUAAAACACUGUAAAGAUUAAAACUCUACAGCUGCUGUCAACAAAAACAACUUUUAUCUCUUUAAUCAAAUGAAGGAAAAACUUGAACAUUUUUCACUUUGAUGGUUUUGUGUCCACUGACAGUAGUCACAUCAUUUUGAGCUCAGAUUACACAUUUAUGAAAUAUGUUCACAACUGAAUGUUUUAUCACGAUCUGAUGUGUGAGUUCAGUUUCUCUUUAUCUUUGUGAGCUGUAUGGUUUGUUUACCCUCAGUAUCCAUGGUUACAGGAUACUGUGUUACAGACCUGGGAUCAGUGUUUUUGUUUAUAAGAUCAAAUAUGACCUCAUUAUGUGAGUGUGAGCUUUGGACCACAAAACCUCAACAACACUAAUCCUCAAUCAGCUGUUUCACUAAAAUUACAUCCAAGUAUAAACUGAUCUCAUCGUUCAUGCAUCACUUUGUAGCUGACAGAUGGUUAUGGACAUUCCUGGUUGCCUAGGUAACCCUCUAAUGUAUUAACUACUGGUACAUUUGUCACUCAGCAGUACGAUUUACUCUCAUUGCUAGUUGUUUCAGUAGUUCUUAAAGAUAAGAAAAGUUUACCUUGGUACUCAGUCACUUCAAAUCACUGAUCAGUUAUUUCCUCGUCUGAGUUUCGUUGACCUUUCAUGACCUCUGACUCCUGCUGUUCUCUUCCUGUGUGAACACUUUUCACUGGAACUGAAAAUCUGAGUUUCUAUGAAGUCCUUUAGAUUGCAGAUAAUCACAAGUCUGACUGAGGAUCCAGUGAUCAGGGACAACUGAACGGCCUCUAACUGCAAAGUAUUAGUAGUUUAUUUUACUGUUUGCUAAAAUAGUUGCACAUGUAUCAGUAUUACAGGCUUUUAGUCAUUUGUUUUGUGUGUCUGACCUUCUAAAUGUGUGUGUGCUCUGAUAUAUUCAACUUAAACUGAACUAUAUUCAACUUGGCAGAUAUCCGGCAUCACAUUUUUUAAGGCUCUAGUGUGGUCGGCUUUCUCCGCAUCUGUCAUAUACUGGGUCAUGUUAUUGCCUGUGUUGAGCGGGUGGGCAUUGCAGCUUUACGCCAUAUGAUAUGCUUUGUGGCAGGGCUGCCUAUUGGCAGUUCUACUCCUAGCUGUCGCACCUGUUGUUUUGCCGUCAUAACUGAUGCUGAGCAUAUGUUCAAUAAAGCAGUGUUAUACGAAAAGCUGCCGAAUGGUCAUUCUACAUGGUGUCAGAACCAACCCGGACCAUCACCGGAAUAAUGCCAUAAGGGAGGAAACAAUAGAAUGGCUAAGUUUAAUCGCCCGACAAGCUUCCCCUUCAAUGAGCCGACGGAAUGGAGCGCUACGGGAUGGCAACGAAACUUCACAAAGACAAAGGACAAGUACAGGUGAGCUGCCUAAUCUAUGCGAUGGGCAAUGAAACAGAGAAUGUUUACAAGUCACUCACCUUCACCGCCGGUGAAAGUCGUGACGACUUCGCCGUCGUAAUGAGGAAGUUCGACGAGUAUUUUUUCCCGUAGAGGAACAUUAUACAUGAGAGAGCAUGUUUUCAUCGGUGUGUCCAGCGGCCAGGCGAAACGGCGGAGAGUUUUAUCCGAGCCCUGUAUGACCUCUCAGAGCACUGUGAGUUUGGUGCAUGUAAAGAGGAAAAUAUCUGUGACCGUAUCGUGGUCGGGAUACGAGACAAGGACCUCUCCCGCAGGUUACAGCUGAUGAAGGACCUCACGUUGGCGUAAAUGAAUCAGAUCGUCAGACAGUCAGAGGAGGUCGCAGCGCAGGUCAGCUUAGUACAGGAAGUACGGGAUAAACGGAAAAGCAUGGACAGGAUAUCACAACAACAAAAGCGUGGCAGGCUACCUGCAGAGAAAAAAUGGGCGGGGAGUGACAAGAAAUGCGGCAAAUGUGGGAAGACACAACAUGCCGGGGACGAGAGGUGCUCGGCAGCAAAAUCUGUUUGCCAUGGCUGCAGAGAAAUGGGACACCGGGCUAGGGUGUGUCGUAAUACCAGAUCAGUGAAUGAGGUUACUGAGACAGACAAAAGCGAGCAGGCCUCAUACUUUCUAGGCUCAGUGUAUAAUGCAAAAUGAAACAGUGAAGCAUUGACUGUGCAGUUACUGCUAGACUCUGCCCCAGUAGAGUUUGUUAUUGGAAAUAAGAUGAA